Micropterus salmoides (largemouth bass) is the source of this 1519-nucleotide messenger RNA. It is a transcript of the gene msmp1, whose product is annotated as microseminoprotein, prostate associated 1. NCBI's taxonomy places the organism in Eukaryota, Metazoa, Chordata, Actinopteri, Centrarchiformes, Centrarchidae. The record is from RefSeq and is a predicted model, not a curated record. The coding region runs from base 565 to 954 and encodes 129 amino acids. The transcript has 3 exons.
GUUUCUCCACUAGUUUACAUCCCUUUGAGUAUUUGAAGUGACUUAAUUGGAUUUAUUCAUUCGAUCAGUAUGUGUUACUCACAUCUCCAGUUUCUGGACAGCGACCUGGGCGACAAAAGUAAAUGAGAGGUUCAAUGGUGAUGAAUCAUAUUUGAUAAUUCCAUCCCAUCCCUCUUUCUCUCCCCUCUCCUCCUCCUCCUCUCCUUGGACGUCACCUCUCUCUCUCCCUGCCCUCCAUCAAACCUCUCUCCUAAUCUUCCCUCUCUUAGUCACCACAUGGAUGUGUCAUUGUUUCUAUCAUUUUAGUGGUUCAUGCCCGCUGAAGCGCAGCGAGGUGAUCUCCGGAGUGCCAAAACAGCGCCAAGAUACAAGAUCCGUGUUCUCUUCACACACAAACCACCACCUCCUCAUUCCCCAAUGGAUGGCACCGCCGACACCUUCUACAGCCAGGCCUGUGGGCCACAUGACGGUGCUGACCACACCUCCACGCCACGGCCGUAAAGCCUCGGGAUGUAUAAAUAAGGGAGCAAAGGGAGGCGAGGAAGCAGAGGCUGACCAGACCAGAUGAAGAUGGAACUCGCCGUGGUAAACUGGGUGCUUGCAGCUGCAGGGUUUCUUCUGUUGACCAGUGGUGGGUCUGCUGCACCCAUGGAGUGCCACUUCAACUCCAGAGCACUGUGUGUGUUCGAGGGGAGACAGUACUCACUGGGUGAGACCUGGAUGGACAACGCUUGUAUGCAGUGCACCUGUCUGCACCCUGUCGGCGUCGGUUGCUGCGAGACGGUGCAUCGGCCGGUGGAUUUCCCUGCGUGGUGUGAGGUGCGGGUGGAGCCAGUGACCUGCCAAGUGGUCCUGGUCCAGAGAGCUGACCCACGCCUGCCCUGCUCCCCAGGUGAGGACAUCAAGGACCCCAGCCACGGAUCGCUUCAGCUGCAGCAACAGCUCGACGGGUAGAAACCUGCUCAGACCAGCGACUAUCUGUUCAGUCUGUUUGCCUGUGAAACCAGUACCCACUCUAGUUAAAUAUCAGUAACCAUUUUAUACACAUACUGUACGAAUAUAAAGCUUUAACAGCAUCUGUACUUUUUGGAUUGUGUAAUCAAUGAAGGAAAUGUGAGUGAAAUCUGUCUGUGAAACUAUAUUUAAGGAAAACUGCAGUAUUUUCCAGCAGAGAACUUUUUGAGCACCAAAUGGUGUAAUCUGUUAACACGUUUGGGCAUCAAUCUUCUGUAGACAAAACAUCAUUUCCAUUAUGUGUUUGAUAUUAAUUAUAGUAAGCAGUUUGUUAUACAGGUGGUUUGGGGAGUUUUUCAUGUUAAACAUCCUGCACAUCUAGACAGUUAGAGGCUUCUUUCUUCAAUGUAUUUGGGAAGAUUAUAUUCAGCAAAAUGCCAAAUUUCUUUAACUAAUCCAAUAAUGACUUAUUGUAAAUAUAAGCAAAUAAAUACGUACAUUAAUAUAUAAAAGGAUUCUUGUUGAAUUUGACCUGUUCUCUGCUGUAACUCAAUUACCCUCCAAA